Felis catus (domestic cat) is the source of this 4099-nucleotide messenger RNA. RefSeq names its product src kinase associated phosphoprotein 1 (gene SKAP1). Gene Ontology annotation, molecular function: protein binding. NCBI's taxonomy places the organism in Eukaryota, Metazoa, Chordata, Mammalia, Carnivora, Felidae. The coding region runs from base 163 to 1281 and encodes 372 amino acids. The record is from RefSeq and is a predicted model, not a curated record. The transcript has 13 exons. Gene Ontology annotation, cellular component: cytoplasm; plasma membrane.
GCCCGCGGCCCCGCCCUGCGGCCAGGCCGGGAGGCGGCGGCGGAGACAGAGGUACAGGUGCCUCCGCCCGGCAACCGCCGCCCGCCAGCCCGCCCGCCUUGGCACCAGGCCUUCACGGCCCCUCUCCCGCCUCACACUCCGGCCUCCUCACCGCCCGGCCAAAUGCAGGCCGUCGCCCUCCCCGAGGAGAUCCGUUGGCUCAUGGAAGAUGCUGAGGAGUUCUUGGCAGAAGGUUUGCGGAAUGAGAACCUCAGUGCUACUGCAAGGGACCACAGAGACCAUAUACUAAGGGGCUUCCAGCAAAUCAAAACUAGGUACUAUUGGGAUUUUCAGCCCCAAGGGGGAGACCAAGCUGAAAGUUUCCUUGGACAGGACAGCUCUGAUGAUAACCAUAGUGGAACUCAUGGCCCCUCUCUCACAUCAGAUGCACCUUUUUUGCCCGAUUAUCAGGAUGAGGGAGUGGAAGACAUCACAAGAGGAGCUCAAGAGCUGGAUAACAUCAUCAAGCAGGGAUACUUGGAGAAGAAAAGCAAAGAUCAUAGUUUCUUUGGAUCGGAAUGGCAGAAACGAUGGUGUGUCAUCAGCAGAGGCCUCUUCUACUACUAUGCUAACGAGAAAAGCAAGCAGCCCAAAGGGACCUUUCUCAUUAAGGACUACAGUGUCCGGAUGGCCCCGCACCUGCGAAAAGAUUCCAAGAAAGAAUCCUGCUUUGAACUGACCUCCCAGGACAGGCGCAGCUAUGAGUUUACAGCUGCUAAUCCAGCUGAGGCCAGAGACUGGGUGGAUCAAAUAAGUUUCUUGUUAAAGGAUCUGAGCUCCUUAACCAUUCCAUAUGAAGAGGAGGAGGAAAAGGAGGAAGAAGAAGAGAUGUAUGACGAUAUUGAUGGCCUUGACUCCCCGAAUUCCAGUUCCCAGUGCAGACCCGUCAUCUUGCCUGGGAGUGUGGGGCUAAAAGAGCCCACAAAGGAGGAGGAAGAAGAUAUUUAUGAAGUCUUGCCAGAUGAAGAGCACGACCUGGAAGAGGAUGAGAAUGGGACUCCACAUAAAGGAGUGGACUAUACCAAUUAUUACCAGGGCCUAUGGGAUUGCCAUGGUGACCAGCCAGAUGAACUAUCCUUCCAACGGGGUGACCUCAUCUACAUUCUGAGCAAGUCUUCUGGCUGUGAGAGCCCCCCGUCUGUUGUCAUGGAAAGGCUUGAGUUUUCACUGGAGCCGCAGCAAGCAUGGGACAUCUUAGCAGAACUUGGACGUGGAUUCCAAGAGGACCAAAACCCUGAAUAAUGGAAAAAAGAGAAAGUGACUGCCAAGAACUUAAACCAUGGUUUGAAACAGCCCAGGGAGGCAGCCAAGCUACCCAAGGUUUCAGCGGAACGCUGAGCGCUCCAGUCAGUCCUCUGACAGCUUCCAACAUCACGAAUCCACCGUCCACCCGACUGACCACUUCCUUUUUCCUUCUGUAAAAUGUCUCCACAAAACCUCUUAUGCUGCAAAGCAGGCACCUGCUUGUCUUUGGUGAACGAUCCCUGUCCCCCGCCUUGCUCUCCUCAGCAGUUGGAAGGGCGCUGAGUUAGAGCCCUCAAUUUAUUUAAUAAUUUAUGACAUCCUCAGAAAGCAUUAAAUUUCCAAAGCUGGAUUUAAGGAGUAGAGAAACUGAGGGCCAACCCAAGAGUAAAAAUACGAUGUUUUUGGCUGACCAUGGGAUAUUACAAUCUACUCUGCUUAGGAAUUCGAAUUUCCCAUCUUUACUUAUGAUGAUGUCAGAUGCAGAACCACUGAUAAAAGAAAUAAGCAAUCAUAAACCAAUAAUUCUGUGAUUCAUUGGCCCUUCCCAUACAUAUAUCAGGCACCUAUCGAUCUCUCAUGUUAGGAGCUGACUGAUUGUUCUCUUGAAGAGGAAUCGUCUUAUUUACAAGCGCUGAUACAGUGAACUUUGAUGGUUAAAAGAACAAAAUGUGAGACAUUUUCCGGGAAUCUUGUUCCACGGAGGCUUAUCGAAGCCCAACUCAGGGUGAACAGAGAACAUCUCUGUUAGGAGCAUUCUCAGGGUAGACAGUGUCAAGCGGCUUGUUCCCAAAGCCGUCAUGUGGCUUUGAACAAGAGCCAUGAGAAGACAGCACAACUUUUAAGUCACAGUUAAAGGGAUGGGGCCUUAGUGGUACACCUGAAAGUAAUAUAACAUUGUACAUCAAGUAUAUGUCAAUAAUAAAAGAAAAAAGAGAGAGAAAGACGGUGCCUUAGAAGGAAUGAGCAAGCCUGGUCAGCCUUAGAAGAAGGAGCAGACUCUUCUGCAGCUGGAAGGCUGAAGCCUAGGAAAGCCAGCAUGGCAGGAACAAGGAUUCCUGAUUUCCUUUCGCUGUGUUUUUAAACGCGGAGGCUGGGGAGAGGGUGGAUGGAGAUGGCCACACUGGGCCAAAGUGCCGAUCCAGGCCAGAGAGAUCAUUGUUAUUUUCCCCCAAGAGCACUGGUUCAUAAACUGUAGAGGGUUCACAAACCCUUCGAGCAUCUGACAGAAGUUCUGGACCUCACCCCAGGGACAAGACACAUGUACACGUGCACACACAAUUUUACACCAAUUUCAAGGAACUCAAAGAUCCUUUCGUGUCCAUCCGUGGACAGGCCAGGGGUUCGCAGACUCCAUUUUAAGAAUCUGUGCCCUAGAGGGUGGUGCUUUCCUUUUGUUGGAACAGCCUAGGAUUCACUGAGCCUAGAAAUUGAAUUCUUAUCCCAAGACAGGAUGGUCAUUCCAGGUCAUGUCUGUGCUACUCCAGGGGAGCCAUGGAAGAGCUUAUACAAAUAGGAACCAGCAGGGAGGAGAGAAAUUAAAAUGUAGCAAUCAUGGAGUAGGGGUAUUUAAUCUCUUUUAAGGCUUAUGAUAGGCGCCUGCUGGUUUUCCCCCUGAUAUCCCCUGACACCUACUGACAGGGUAUUUGCAGCACCACACAGGGACUCAGGGCCCUGUGACAGGAGGAGCGCUGAGGAGGUCCAUGAUAGUCUUGAAACCAUAAACAGCAAUAGGAAACCACUGGAGGCAGAGUCAAGCUGUGCAACGUGCCCGUGGUUGGUGGCCAUACUGCUUUUUGUUUAUAGAAUUUGCUGUUCCUUUUAUGGCAGGUUUGGUAGGGUUGGGGUUUUUUUUCCUUGUUGAUGGAGAUUAGCAGCAUAAAUCCUUUUAUGGCAGUGUGCAAUCCCCCAUAAACACUUCUGAUUGUUGCUGAUGGUGAGCGCUGUGUCUAUUUCAAGUUCACUCAAUGUUCUGCUCAUCUAGGCCAAUAGCUUGUCCAGCCAGAUGAGGGAGUCCAAAUAACCAACCUUUCCUUUUAAGAUCCCUUCAUUUGGGGAGUUCAAGGAGGUGGGACAGGGUUGGUGUUGAGGGAAACGGAUAUUUAAUCAAGCCUCAAGAUAAUAAUGAUGAGAACAAACCACACGUCGUACUAUUUUUGAGUGAAAAGCUUCUAAAAAGACUUUGUGACGACAAGCAAGCGCCUAUGUUAAGGGCUUGUUUCCUCUUUUUAAAAAAAAAAAGCUUUUUAUCUUCUUAUCUAAAGCAUCUUCAGUUAACAAUUUUGUGUAAUUAACCUCUUAGCUCUACCAUACAUGAUGUAUAUAGAGUUAAGGACUGAGGAGCCUGUACAGUUUUGAUUCCUUAACAUCAUGACCACAUAUCCCCACCUUGGAGGUAGAAACACUUCCGCGUUGAGGAUUUUAGGUCUCCCGGGAGCAUCUCAGCACUUUUUCUGGUUUUUCAAAACAUCUGGGCACAAGAAGUCAAACUUCAUUGAAAACGUUGAUCCCAAGAAUUCAGUUCUCUCUCCCCUCUCAAAACUAAAAUCCAAGGAUCAGCAACUUCAUAAAAAUGCAGUAAAUUAGCACCUCUAGACAAGAGCAGAGUUCAUUCAGAGCCGGGGUCUGCCUGGCUGAGCCAGUACUCUCUCCAUUUUAAUAGUUUAAUAAAAAUUAGCAUAAUUAACGAACAUCUGUAUGAUCCAGAGUGGUGCAAUUUGGCACUUGGAAACGAGGGCUUAAACAUGAUUGCUGUGAGUUUAAUGUUGUUUUAAUUCUUUUUGGCACUGUGCAGUGAAAUGAACGUUUGGUGGUGAUA